AGUCAGAGGUAUCCUGCAGUUGGCCCGGCAAACAGACGCGUCGCCAGGGCAACGGGACGCGUUGCUAAGGUAACCAAAGCGGAUGCCGUUUGACGUCACCGGACGUGACGCACCCGCGGCUGCAGCUGGCGGAAGCGCACGCCGGACCCGGCUCUCCCGUGGAGCGGUGACUUGUCUCCUAUUUAGAUCCCACUGAAUUACCCAGUCUCCAUGCAACCUCAAGUGGUACAAGUGUACACCACUACCACUGACAGUAAAGGUCAAUGGAGUUCUAAUAUCUCGGACUUUUUUGAUGACGUAGGGAUCUGUCUAUGUGGGGCAUUUGUGCCCUGCUUCCUGGCUUGCAAAGUGGCCUCAGACUAUGGAGAAUGCUGCUGCCUGCCGGUGGUAGGGGGCGCUUUGCUCGCCAUGCGCACAGGCAUCAGAGAACGUCAUCACAUCCCUGGAACCAUCUGCAAUGACUGCGUGUGUCUGACAUUCUGCGGCCCAUGCACUCUGUGUCAGAUGGCACGCGAGCUGAAGGAAAAGAAAUGAAGACACCGCCGGAUGAACUGUGCUAUGAAGCCACAGAAUAUAGAAAUAUAUAAACAUUAUUCUGCCAUUUUCUCUUUACACAGUGCAGUGGAUGAGGGUAGAGAGUGUGUAGCCACUGACAACACCCCUUUCUCCAUAACACAUGCACAUAUACACAUAUGAUUUGAAGAGAUAGAAACGUAAUCACUUAGGAAGCCUUUCAGUAGUGUUUUCCUUGGUGACAGAAGAUUACAGACAUUUGGCAUGACUUAAGUUUAUGACAUAAAAGCUGCACAGAUGAUACAAUAGACUGAGCUGUGGCAUAUAUUCAAGGAACAGGAAUAAACAACUCGUCCUGGAUCAUACAAACACUUUGGCUAAAAUCACGGAAUUUGACUAAAUAAAUCACAUAAUUUAUUUAGUCAAAUUUACAGGAAGGCCUGAACAAACCAAUAUACAGGUUGAGUAUCCCAUAUCCAAAUAUUCGGAAAUACGGAAUAUUCCGAAAUACGGACUUUUUUGAGUGAGACUAAGAUGGUGAAACCUUUGUUUUCUGAUGCUCAAUGUACACAAACUUUGUUUAAUACACAAAGUUAUAAAAACUAUUAUAUUAAAUGACCUUCAGGCUGUGUGUAUAAGGUGUAUAUGAAACAUAAAUGAAUUGUGUGAAUGUACACACACAUUGUUUAAUGCACAAAGUUAUUAAAAAUAUUGGAUAAAAUUAA
Pseudophryne corroboree (corroboree frog) is the source of this 1238-nucleotide messenger RNA. Its product is annotated as cornifelin homolog B-like. The coding region runs from base 211 to 534 and encodes 107 amino acids. NCBI's taxonomy places the organism in Eukaryota, Metazoa, Chordata, Amphibia, Anura, Myobatrachidae. The record is from RefSeq and is a predicted model, not a curated record. The transcript is spliced from 4 exons.